CGGACGCCCGCACCAUGCCCACUCCCAACGCCGCCUCGCCGCAGGCCAAGGGCUUCCGCAGGGCCGUCUCCGAGCUGGACGCCAAGCAGGCCGAAGCCAUCAUGUCCCCGCGCUUCAUCGGGCGACGGCAGAGCCUCAUCGAGGACGCUCGCAAGGAGCGAGAGAAGGCAGAGGCCGCGGGGGCCGCCUCCUCAGAGCCUGGGGACCCCCUGGAGACCGCAGUGUUCAAGGAGAAGGACGGAAAGGCCACACUCAACUUGAUCUUCACCCUGCGGGGCGCCAAAGCCUCACUGUCCCGGGCCGUGAAGGUGUUCGAGACGUUUGAGGCCCAAAUCCGGCACCUGGAGACCCGGCCGGCCCAGAGGCCGCGCGCAGGGGGCCCCCGCCUGGAAUACUUCGUGUGCUGUCAGGUACCCAGCGCGGACCUGCCCGCCCUGCUCAGCUCCGUGCGCCGGGUGGCUGAGGACGUGCGGGGUGCCAGGGAGAACAAAGUCUUCUGGUUCCCGAGGAAAGUUUCCGAGCUGGACAAGUGCCACCACCUGGUCACCAAGUUUGACCCUGACCUGGACCUGGGUCACCCGGGUUUCUCGGACCAGGCCUACCGGCAGCGCAGGAAGCUGAUCGCCGAGAUAGCCUUUCAGUACAAGCAUGGCGACCCCAUUCCCCGUGUGGAGUACACGGCCGAGGAGAUCGCCACCUGGAAGGAGGUCUACACCACCCUCAAGGGCCUCUACGUCACUCACGCCUGCCGGGAACACUUGGAGGCUUUCCAGCUGCUGGAGCGUUUCAGCGGGUACCGGGAGGACAGCAUCCCUCAGCUGGAAGACGUGUCCCGCUUCCUGAAGGAACGGACAGGGUUCCAGCUGCGGCCCGUGGCCGGCCUGCUGUCCGCCCGGGACUUCCUGGCCAGCCUGGCCUUCCGAGUGUUCCAGUGCACCCAGUACAUCCGACACGCCUCCUCGCCCAUGCACUCCCCGGAGCCGGACUGCUGCCACGAGCUGCUGGGGCACGUGCCCAUGCUGGCCGACCGCACCUUCGCUCAGUUCUCCCAGGACAUUGGGCUCGCGUCCUUGGGGGCUUCCGACGAGGAGAUUGAGAAGCUGUCCACGCUGUACUGGUUCACGGUGGAGUUCGGGCUGUGCAAACAGAAUGGGGAGGUGAAGGCCUACGGUGCUGGACUGCUGUCCUCCUACGGGGAGCUCCUGCACUCUCUGUCUGAGGAGCCCGAGAUCCGGGCCUUCGACCCGGAUGCUGCAGCCGUACAGCCUUACCAGGACCAGACUUACCAGCCCGUCUACUUCGUGUCCGAGAGUUUCAGCGACGCCAAGGACAAACUCAGGAACUAUGCUUCCCGCAUCCAGCGCCCCUUCUCUGUGAAGUUUGACCCGUACACGCUGGCCAUCGACGUGCUGGACAGUCCCCAUGCCAUCCGGCGCUCCCUGCAGGGCGUCCAGGACGAGCUGCACACCCUCACCCAUGCGCUGAGCGCCAUCGGCUAGGACAGCGGGAGAGACCCUUCCCCCGCCUCCCCCGGCCCCUGCCCAAGCGAGGGGCUGGGUCCCCGGGCAGCCCCAGAGCCCGCUGGAGACCGUCCCUGCUGGAGGGCACCCCGCUGACCCCCUCCCCACUGCUUCCCCGCUCGGCCUGCGGGCGUCCUUGUCCCGCCCGUGACGCUGCGCGCUGCCCGCUCACGAUCUCAAUAAAGGAGAGAACCCCUCUGAGCACCU
This is a messenger RNA of Leopardus geoffroyi (Geoffroy's cat), 1727 nucleotides long. RefSeq names its product tyrosine hydroxylase (gene TH). The record is from RefSeq and is a predicted model, not a curated record. Gene Ontology annotation, molecular function: iron ion binding; tyrosine 3-monooxygenase activity. The transcript is spliced from 13 exons. Gene Ontology annotation, biological process: response to hypoxia; response to ethanol; dopamine biosynthetic process from tyrosine. Lineage: Eukaryota; Metazoa; Chordata; Mammalia; Carnivora; Felidae. Gene Ontology annotation, cellular component: perikaryon; cytoplasm; axon. The coding region runs from base 15 to 1499 and encodes 494 amino acids.